UAUUAAACCAAAGCAAUCUAGCAGCCUGAGCCCUCCUCUCUCCUCUUCCGCUUGCUCGCCGCAAUCGCAAUCGCACGCGCUAAAGCCCAGCUUCGCUCUCGCGCGCUUGCUCGAGAUCCAUGGCGGAGGAGGAGUUUGAUGAGGGGGAGAUGGAGGUGGCCGCCAUUCUCGUGGACCUGCCGUCGCUCGUGCUGGCUCGCGCGGGCCUGCGCCGCCGCCGCCAGCAGAAGUCGCCGCCGCCGCGGCUGGAGAUGGAGAUCCUCUCUUGGGGCCGGCGCAGGCCGAGGACCGCGCAUCCGGAGCCGGCGGCGACGGCGGAGGAGGAGGAGGAGGAGAAGCCCGCGGCGGUUGUCGCUGCUGCUGUUGCUGAUUCUGCUGCUGGCGAAGACAGGGGCGCAGGCGCCGCCAGCCCGGACACGCCUCUCGCCUUCCCCGAGCACACAGACGAAGAAGGAGCCCCGGCGGAGGAGACGAAGGAGCUUGCGCACAAGAAGUGGGUGCAGCAGCAGCGUGGCGUGGUCGCGAGCUUGUCCAGCGAGAACGCCCAUCUCUCCAAGCAAAUCGAGCAGUUCAAGGCGCGGCUGCUGGCAUCCAAGAGCACCAACGACAGCCUCAAGCAGCUGCAGCAACAGCAGCAGCAAACCAAGCAGCACAAGAAGCGGGAUCGGCCGGAGGAGGAAGAAGAAGCUGCGCGGAAGCAGAAGCGCGCCGCCGCCGGUGAGCGGCCGGCGCUGGGGCUGGACUUGAACGAGCCGGCGGCGGCGGAAGAAGCCGAGGACGGCAAGCCGCAGCCGCAGUGGCGCCACCGUGGGCAGCAGGAGCUGCUACAGAAGGCGGCGCUUUCGGCGGCGGCGCGGCGGCGGAGGCAGGACAUCCGGCGAGCCAAGGCGGCGGCGGGGGGCAGGGCGCGGGGGCGCCGAGGAUAAGGAUAGGGCGCGCGACUGGGCCACAAUGGCCGCCAGCGCCAAAGACCAGAUUUUUUUUGAGUUUCUUUCUUCUUUGGGUGUGCUAGUACUAGUAGUGGUGCCAGAUCGAUUGCGACAGCAUUCUGGUUGGAAUUUUGCUAGGCGAUUGAGCUUAAGAUCUCGAUGAUCUCCUGUGUUGCAUUGCAAUUUGCAAGAACAUUGUGACAGUAGCAGUAUACCAGCUAGUAGCAGUAUAGUGGUAGUAGUAGUAAUCCAGCUGCUAAGUUUGUACUAGUGGUAUCACCAGCUUGUUGGCAAUUAGCCAAGAUUAGUACUAGUAGUGCUACCAUAUUGUUGGCAAUUAGCCAAGAUUGAUUCAGCAAUGUUAUAGAAAUAGUAAGUAUUCAUUCAGAAAUGGAAUUGUGUUUUCAUUGUGGCUGGCAUAAUAAAGUGACUGGGUUAGUGUA
Brachypodium distachyon (stiff brome) is the source of this 1372-nucleotide messenger RNA. RefSeq names its product bromodomain-containing protein 4. Lineage: Eukaryota; Viridiplantae; Streptophyta; Magnoliopsida; Poales; Poaceae. The coding region runs from base 120 to 926 and encodes 268 amino acids. The record is from RefSeq and is a predicted model, not a curated record. The transcript is spliced from 4 exons.